Molecule: messenger RNA, 343 nt
Organism: Saccharomycodes ludwigii
Lineage: Eukaryota; Fungi; Ascomycota; Saccharomycetes; Saccharomycodales; Saccharomycodaceae
Gene: VMA10
Product: H(+)-transporting V1 sector ATPase subunit G
Exons: 1
Biological process (GO): proton transmembrane transport
Cellular component (GO): vacuolar proton-transporting V-type ATPase complex
Molecular function (GO): proton-transporting ATPase activity, rotational mechanism
Source: RefSeq, a predicted model, not a curated record
GUCUCAAUCGAAUGGUAUCGCUACUUUAUUAAAAACUGAAAAAGAUGCACAAAAAAUAGUUGCAGAAGCCAGACAAUAUAGACAAGAUAAAUUGAAACAAGCUAAAAAGGAUGCAUUGGAUGAAAUACAAAAAUACAAAACUGCUAAAGAACAAGAAUUAAAAGAUUUUGAAGCUAAGAACGCAGGAAGUGUUGGUGAUUUGGAAAAAUCUGCCGAACAAGGUAUUCAAGGCGACUUAAAGGAGAUUCAACAACAGAGUAACGCUAAGAAAAAUGAUGUCGUUAAUUUAUUAGUUGGAGCUGUCACUAAACCAAGCGCUGAAAUCCAUAUUAAUGCCAAAUAA